Annulohypoxylon truncatum is the source of this 1593-nucleotide messenger RNA. RefSeq lists its product as uncharacterized. The coding region runs from base 1 to 1593 and encodes 530 amino acids. The transcript is spliced from 3 exons. Gene Ontology annotation, molecular function: protein binding. Lineage: Eukaryota; Fungi; Ascomycota; Sordariomycetes; Xylariales; Hypoxylaceae. The record is from RefSeq and is a predicted model, not a curated record.
AUGGAUCCUCAACCUUCUGAGACGAAGGAUCAAUGCCAUCUCCUGAAGAUUCCGCCGGAAGUACUCCUUCAGAUAUCUUCCUACCUCCCCACCUCAGACUAUGGAAGACUUCGUGGCGUCUGUCGGCAAAUCGAGAAAGCUCUUUUCCAGGCUUUCGCUAGAGAGUUCUUCACGAAGCGCCAAUUUAUGCUCACCGAGUUCAGCCUUCAAGCACUUGUGGAUAUUUCUAAGUCUAGAUUCGGAUCUAGUCUCACGUAUCUCAUCAUCAGUCUCGAACGGCCAAAUACCUGGACUUUUCUUCAUCACCAAGGAACCAACCUCGGGUUCCGGGACCUUGACGAGAUGCUCAAAUACAACAGGUUCUAUGAAGAAUGCAUCGGCCAUCAGACCUUAAUAAGCUCCGGACACGAUGUUGAGCUUCUUACUGAAGCUCUUCGCAACCUACCCAAGCUUCAGACAAUUAGUCUACGAGAUUUCAAUUCUCCCGGUCGAUACCGUGAUGGAGAUAAUAAUAUCUGGCGCACUUAUGGCGCCUCAACCUUCUCGGAAGUGACAAAUUCUCACGUUGAGCAGCCACGAUUCAUCCGGCCCCCCAAUGCACCCCAGGAGUUUCAUUCAAGUUAUGUCUCGCACACAUUUCUAGCCAUGCUGCGAGCUCUAGGGAAGGCGAAGGAGGUACACCAAGCCCCCGAGCUACAGGUGAUCUUACGAUCAUGUUAUCUUCCUCCGCUCGCCUUCAACAUACCCCAUUAUCUAGUGCCAACUAUCUCACCCGUCCUCAAGGAUCUCAAGGUCCUAUUUCUGGAUCUAGGGCCCAUCUCGUUUUCUAGGCUUACUAUUAACAAUGGGGGGCGAUACGAAGGGUUUACUUAUGCUGGUUAUCUUCUGGCCAAAUUCCUUUCAAUGACGCCAUCUCUGGAGCACCUGCGCCUUAAUUUCCGGAAUUGUAGCGUCACCGAAGCAAAGGGUAUCCUUCAGUGGCUUGCUCACGUUCCCAUAUCCCCCGAAAUUCCACGGACUCUUGCAUUGCCGGCAGACGAGAUAUUCGAAAUGGACGAUGUGCAAGACCUUGGCAACAUACAAGAGCGUUUCCCCAAGUUAGAAAUACCGACACUCCCGCGUCUAGAGAAGCUAGAUAUUGGCUGGGUAACCGUUGGGCUACCUCUACUCCUUAGUAUUUUCAAGAGAUACAGAUCAAGCCUGCGUUCGAUCUCUUUGCACAGGGUUACUCUUGACAGCCUGCCGCCACACCAGACCUCGGGAAAAGUCAACCUCUGGUCAAAACUCUUCAGUCAAAUCACGAAGCUUGGCCUCAAACUCGAUGCCAUACAUAUUUCUCAUGUACGGCAGAAGUAUAACUCCAGUCCCUAUUCGGUGGAAUUUAAAAGUACCAAUCAGGGCCGAGUUGAGAAUUCGCCUUGUAAAGGUUGGUCCGGAUUUGAUUUGGAACGUGCUUCACAAGAAUUCGUCGAAUCAAUGAUUAUCAAUUGGCCCGACGACGAGGAAAUGGAAGACGACGACAUGAGUUCAGAAUCAGAUGGCAAUUCAGGAUGGGAAGAUGACAUGGACGAUGAGGAUGACGUGAUCAAUUAA